AAGUGUCAGGAUUUCCAGCUUAAUCUAGACUGCCUGAUUCUGCCAUGUGCUUGUCACUAAGUCACAGACUAGUCAGUCUAUGAAGUCAGCCUCUAGCUCUGGCUUGCACACACAGGCACACACCCCUCCCUCCGCUGUCUGAGGAGAACAGACUUCCGCGAGACAGUUUCACACAGAGACACCCUGAGUGCCCAAAGGAGCUGGGAGCGCUUGCUCAUGGCUGACAGCUACAUUGAAGAAUCAGAGCCCUUCCCUGAAAAGGGGGAGACUGUGGAAUGGGGCUAUGAAGAAGGAGUAGAGUGGGGAUUAAUUUUUCCAGAUGCUAAUGGAGAAUAUCAAUCUCCCAUUAAUUUGAAUUCAAGAGAAGCCAAAUACGAUCCUUUGCUCCUGGAAGUAAGUUUAUCACCAAACUACGUUGUAUGCCGUGAUUGUGAGGUCAUCAAUGAUGGGCAUUCGGUUCAGAUCCUCUUAAAGUCUAAAUCAGUGUUGGUUGGAGGGCCGUUGCCUCGGGGGCAUGAAUUUGAACUGCACGAUGUUCGAUUUCACUGGGGCAGAGAAAAUCAGCGCGGCUCAGAACAUACUGUUAAUUUCAAAGCUUUUCCCAUGGAGCUUCAUCUAGUCCACUGGAACUCCACAAUGUACCACAAUAUUGAUGAAGCAAUUGGGAAGAAGAAUGGCAUAGCCAUUAUUGCUUUAUUUGUACAGAUAGGAAAGGAACAUUCGGGCUUAAAGACUGUGACUGAAAUUUUGCAAGAUAUCCAGUACAAGGGGAAGUCAAAGACAAUACCAUGUUUUAAUCCCAACUCACUAUUACCAGAUCCACUACUACGAGAUUAUUGGGUGUAUGAAGGCUCCCUCACUGUUCCACCGUGCAGUGAAGGUGUGACGUGGAUCUUAUUUAGAUACCCUUUAACUGUAUCCCAACUCCAGAUAGAAGAGUUUCGAAGACUGAGGACGCAUGUUAAAGGGACAGAACUCCUAGACAGCUGUGAUGGAAUAUUAGGAGAUAACUUUAGACCAACACAACCACUUAGUGACAGAAUCAUAAGGGCUGCCUUCCAGUAGCAGAGAAAGAUAAUGGAAGUAAUCAUAACCUAGAAAGCAGAAGACAAUGCGCCCACAGUGCCCUUGGAUGAGAAAUGGAAAUGUUUGAGGCUGCUGCUUCAGUUUCCCCACAAAGCCUGCUUUGUCUGCUUCCAUCUAAUUCAAACUUGAUAGACAGCUGUGACAGUUGGUCUGUCCACAUGGUCCAGUGAAAUUCUGGGAAUGAACUUUAUAUUACAAGAAGAAAACACAUUAAAACUUUCAACUUGCUACUCCUAACUUUUUAUUGCUUAUGACAUUCAGGUUUUGCACAGCACUGCUCUGUAGCUGUAGUCAGCUCAUAGUAUGUUUGGUGAGAUGAUGAUUACUAUGAACACACUACACAUUAGGUUUACCCAGUUUUUUCCAUGGCAACGUUUGAAUGCUCUUGUCUUCUUUUUGUCCCUGAAAUAUUGUAAGUAAAAAUGUAUAAAUUAAUGGUGUGUUGUACAAUAUUAAUCAUUUACUCACAAAUGAUAAUAUAUUAUUAGAGAAAUAAUUCUAUUCUUUCUCAAUAAAUUAAAAAGUACUAUCUUUGCUGAUCUUAAAAUAAUAAUAUCUUGAAAUAUUUUUCUUCACAAUAAUGAAAAAGGUAUUUGGCCAAAUUCAACUGAUUUCUGUACACUUCUGGUUAAAUUUCUGAUUUCUGGUUAAAUAUACUAACUAUGAAUGGAAGAAAAGUUGUGAGAGUAGCUUAUUUUUCUAAGAAUAAAGCUUGUUCCAGCAGUGGAGCAACAAGAUACAAAUUCUAAUUUUUUAAAUAGCCAUUGUAAAGAGGUGUUUCAAAAGUUAAGUCCCAUGACUAUUACCCAUAUUUACUUGAGUCUAAUGCACCAUUGAAUCUAAUGCACACCUCAAUUUUCAAAACCCUAAAACCCAAAAUGUAUUUACCAUAUUAUGUGCAUCUAAUGUGCCCCCUAAUUUUGGGAAGAUAAUUUAGUUUAAAAGGGUGAGCAUUAGAUUCGAGUAAAUACCAUAUAUUACAUUCAAUGGCAUAAUGGAAUGUAUGUGUUGACUUAUUAUUCAGUUACUGUAACUGUGCUCUAGUUGAGACUUGCAACUAGAUUUAGGCUAAGACAUUAAACAUAUGUAAUAUUUAGAACAUUAAAACCCUAGAGCAAAACAAUAUAUUUUGUUGAGGCUAUGACUGAUUAAGAAUUUUGGGGGUUUUUUGUGUGAAGAAUUUAACAAAAGUUUAGAAUGUCUUCAUUUAUAGAAUAGAAAAAAGUGAAUUUUAGAAAAUUGAGAUGUGGAAGUCAAAAAACUGACAUACUUCUUUGUUCCUAUAAAAUACCUGAUAGUAUUUAUAUUACAUCUGAAAGUGGCCUCCUUUGGCUGGAACCCCUUCAAAGCCAAUCCAUUUUGACUUGAGUCCUAAUCCUGAAUAGUCCUGGUUGCAUAUUCCUAAGGUUCAUACUAUCAUUGGAAAUCUUAAAAUAUAGCUGUAAUUUUGUUUUCAUUUUGGCCCUGUCAAAUGAAAAUGAUAGAAUCAUAGAACUGGAAGAGAUUACAAGGGCCAUCCAGUCUAACCCCUGCAAUAUGUCAAUCAAAGUACUUUGGACAAAUGGCCAUCGAGCUUUUGCUUGAAAAUGUCCGUAGAAAGAAACUUCUCCACACUCCAUGGCAACAUAUUCCACUAGAGAAGCUCUUCCAUUUGGAGGGUAUCCAAAUAAAGGCAUGUUUAUUGUCUUAGAUAAGUCGGUGUUAUUAUAAUAUUUAUUUUUGCCCCACUUUUUUCUCAGAAUUCAGACAUAAAGAAACUCACCUUUAAAAAGCAAUAGAAGUAAAAUGCAUAAAAGAAAAAUAUUACAAUGAAAUUGAAUUUAUACAGUAUUAAAACAAAAAGUAAAAUGCUAUAUAAAUAAAUAAGUAGCUAUUAAAAACAACUUUACUAGAUCAAGGCAAGACACCAUAGCAUGUCCUUCAAAAAAUUCUGUUUUAAAAGUUUGAAUAACAAGUUUUUAGCCUGCCACUGGAAGGACAACAGAGCAGGGGCACUUCUGGCCUCCUUGGGCCAGACCGUGCUUGUAAUCAUGUUGGGACUAAGAGAAGUACCAUGAUUCUGAAAAUUAUGACAGACAGCCUUAAAUGAUAAACCUGAAAAAAUUUGGACGCUUCCAGACAGCACCAAAAUCCAUGAAAAGCAGGUUAAAACCCCCCGCUUUAGCAUGGAUUCCCUUCCCUACUCCCCCCCCCCCAAAUCCUGAGUUUUCCUGUGUGUGUGGCUUCAUGCCAUCCUGAUGGCAUACAGCCACUCAAAGCCCCCCAAUUUUUCAAUAACAAUUAAAUAAAACAUACCUGGUGGCCAUAAGUUUGCUCCUCAUGCCCUCCUGGUGCAAGGAAAUGACGCACCAGGAGAUGUGGAAGGGGGCAAGGAGGGAUUUUUCUACUUGUCCUCCCUCUCCUAGUGCAUCAUUUCCUUGUGCCAGAAGGGAACAAGUAGCAAAGUUAUGGUAGCCAUGUACAUUUUAUUUAAUUUUGGGGGGAAAUUUGGGGGUUUGGGGGAGGGGUGUGUGUCUUCUCAUUAUUUCAGGUUCCAGGAGCCCAAAGAAUUGAGAUGGCUGUGUGGAUUGGGUUCGGGAAUCGCGUAAUGCAGUCCCUGGGUCCAAGCCACACAGGGUUCAGACCUGGUAAGUCCUGGAUCUUACCUCAAGAUCUGGAUCUUACCAGGUAUUUAAUUAAUUUGGAACAAACCAUGAAAACCCUGGUUUGUUCCGAAUUACUUCGUUUUUAUGCGAGGCAUCGUUUGGAUGCUUCCAGAAAAACCCAGACAGGUCCCGGGAUAUAGGCCUGUCUGGAUGGGCCCCCUGAAAGAGGAAUUUCUAGAUAUGAUAAGAAAAGAAUCUCUUCCCUUCUCUUUCCAAUUAUUUGGGAGUGGGUGGGGGUUGAUAGGGAAAAGACACACAUACAAUUGCUCAUAAGUAUGGGGUAGGUCAAGGCUUCUUAAAUACUGAAUUUGGGAGGUAUUGAAAAUACAAUCAUCUCAUAGUCCUGUUCUUGAUUGAUUUCACACUUCAACACAUGUGUACUUCUCAUGUUGCUUUAUACAUCCUAUACCAGUCCACACUGUGCCAGUCUAUGAAGGGAGAAUAAAUUACAAGUUAUUAUGUAGCUGUUUUUUAAAAAAGGUUUUAUUUAAAUUAGAAUUCACAAAGGAUUUUUCUUCACAUCCUGCUUCCUGGAUGCUAACUGCUAAUGGGCCAUUUUGAAGUCCUUGCUAUCUCUUAUUUAAGCUGGACACAAAGGAAGGAGUCAGCUUUCGGACAAAAAACUGUAACCUGCAAAAUAGGCCACUUGGCCAUCCUAACUUGGAUAUAUAUUUGUUAACAUAAUUAGAUUUUGAUAAAUGUAUAUUUAUCUAAAUGUGAAUUUAUCACAAAUCUAGAGGAACAUUUGAUUUCCCUUUGUCAUUGUAUGUGGAGGAAAACUGGAGGAUUGUUUUAUAAUAGAAUUUUAAAUAUGCCAUUGUAAUUGAAUCUUGAAUGUUACUCAAAUAUUUUCAUUUGCAAGAUGUAAUAUAAAAAAUGACUAUCAAUAUGCCAGUAAGUUAGUUUGGUGAAUCCUUUCAUCUAAAUGUGGGUAGAGCGCCUUGUUCAGAAGCUGGGGGACAUUGUUCCACAUGGCUGAAGCUGGAGCCAAUGCGUUCAACACUAAUGUUUGAGUAAUGAUGAUCAGUGGUGAAAGGGAAGAGUAUAUUCGAGUCCUUUCUCUCUCGCAGAUGCUCAAAUAUUGAUGCUAAAGAAGUUGAAUCAGGGGCCUUUUCUUCACUGCCCAACUUUGAACAUUGGAGAUUACAAUGUUAAGGCAGUACCAGAAACUGUAAUAAACACAGGAAAGGAGCACAGGAAAGGGAAAUGAUAGUUUCUUUAAAAGAGAGACACUACGUCAUUUGCUCUGCAAUCCAUUCUCCAUUUCAUAGCUAAGAUAGUAUAGAACAGAACUAGAUAAGAAACUUGUUUUAUUUGGAGAUUAAAUAUAACUCAGGAUCUAGUAGAAUCUAUAAUAUUUUUCUGUUUGUGUCCAGUUUCUUGGCCUAAGGGGACAAUUUUCAGUUUGGAUGUGGGAUGGUUAUUUUAUUGAAAUUUAAGAUUUCAUUCCUAGACAGAGCAUGUAUGAAGGAGAAGGGUCCAUAUCUUGAGUAAUUUAGAGUAAAGGUCCAGAGUUCUGUGGUAGAUUACUUGCUUUGCUUGCAAAAGACUUGACGUUCAAUCCUGGGCAUCUUUAGGCAGGGAUAUGGAAAAUGUCUGGCUGAAAAUACCAAAAAUUCCUAUGCAGAAUAUGUACCCACUUCAAAGCUUGGUGUCGCUUGGUAAAGGCAGUUUCCCAUGUUAGCUGUAUUACAACUUUCUCCAUUAAUGGUUAGGUGUUAAUAUGUUAGAUGUAAUUGAAAAACUCUUGACCACUUCAAAGCCAGCCUUCAGUGGGUUCAAAAGUCCUUCAACACACAUGUAGGCAACUCAUGGGCUUCCAGGUGUUGGCUUGCAAUGCCCAUCAGCCCUACCUAGUACAGACAAUGGCAAGAGAUCAUGGGAAUUGCAGUCCAUCAACAUCUAGAGGGCCACUCACUGCUUCUGGGAAGAUGAAUUUCCAGUUGGAAUAGUUAUUAAGGCUUCACAUAAACAGUCUAAAUUUUUAUAACUGUUGAAGAAUUGGGUUUUGGAGUAGAGAACAGUGCAACUGCCACAAGACAGACACAUACAAUAUAAUGUAGAUAUGCAUAUCAAGAUAGAUAAAGAUAUUCAGCACACAAAAACAAUUCAAGUGCAUUUUAUCAUGCUAUGCUGCCAUUUUUUAAGCUUGGGGAUGGUAAGGUAGGUGUUGUCUCCUUGGCAAUGGAGACUGCCAUUUGAAGAGGAAGACAUACAUGUGUGCAUUGUGGGCAUUUAUACCGCCCUAGAUUCUGUUUUUAAUAAUCAGCUGAUUUUCCCCAGUUCCUGUAUUAAUACUAAUCGUUUGAAGUUUUUUAUUUUCUUUGGAACAGCCUAAAGCAAAAACAAGACCUGGAAACUGAGGAAUAUAUUACAUGAGAAUAGAAAAUGUAUCCUGGAAUAUGUUUUUGUUUUGUUUUAAGACAGCAAAAUAAUUAAAAAAAACCAGCAGAUAAAACCAGUAAUGAAAUGUAGUAUGCCAGUUUUUUUACAUAAUGCUUAAUAAUAGCCAAGAUGUUUCCAAUAUUCCUGAAGUUAGAUUUUUUAUUGAAAAAUACAAUAUUUCAUUUUUACUCUUUGUCUAAUUCUACAUGCCAAACUUAAGAGGAGCACACUAAUCCAUAGAAUUCUUAUCAACUUCAAGCUUAUUUCAAUUCUUACUCCACUCUGAUUGUAAAGGAGAUGAAUGACCUGUCUUGUGAUCGUUUUAGUUUAUACUAUUGUUUAUACCUCUCCCCCAAUAAUACAGAAUAAUAAAUAUUAAACUAUAGAAAUAUAUUUAAUUAGAUUGGUAACUUUUUUUCACAAAUCCUCAACCAGCUACAUCAAAAUUUGUUGUAAUGUAACUGAAGAUGAUUAUAUCAUAGCAUUCAUAAGUCAGUUAUUUUUCUUUAUUGGGUCUUCUGUAUCUAUCUGAGCAUAUGUAAUAGUUAGCAUGAUUUUCUUUCAUGAUUGUCAAAAUAUAUGUGUCAGUGCAAGUGUAUUGUUGAAGGAGAGAUCUAACAGAGCUAAAAGGACUGAUACAUUUUCCUUAAUAGUUGAUAUCCAAUUUAUUAGGUACACGUUUCCUUAAAAUGAUUGCUGGCUAUAUCACCAGUGAAUGUCUUGAAAAUGCAAAUAGCUUGGAAUAUCAUGAAAGCUCUCCAUAACUGGAGUUGCAAAAAGGAAGCAACAGAAAGUAAAAAACUGGUGAAUAGGAAUGAUGAAAAGAGACUAUAUUUCAAAGAAGGAACAGUCAAAACUGAAUCUUAGAUAAGAAUACAGAAUAAUGAAUUCUGGUGUAAUGUUUAAGCAGUUUGAAAUGUUUGAGCUUCGAUCCAUGUUCAAUGUGUAUAUUUGUAAAUAAACUUAAAUGCCAUAAGGUU
Molecule: messenger RNA, 7096 nt
Organism: Anolis carolinensis (green anole)
Lineage: Eukaryota; Metazoa; Chordata; Lepidosauria; Squamata; Anolidae
Gene: ca8
Product: carbonic anhydrase 8
Exons: 9
Coding region: 217-1065 (282 amino acids)
Molecular function (GO): zinc ion binding; carbonate dehydratase activity
Source: RefSeq, a predicted model, not a curated record